AUGGAGAAAGAAUCAAGUCGCUGGAAAGAUCGCCUGAAAUACUUCACAUGGUCAUUUUUCACCUUAACGAUGGCCACCGGAGGGAUCUCAAAUCUCCUGUAUAAUGGCGUAUUCACUAGCUUGACUACGAUCGGCGUCGUGAUAAUGCUAUUCAACAUAUUUUCAUACGUCCUGACAUGGUCGCUUCUCAUAACUCGUUUCUGCUACUAUCCGCGAUUGUUUAAGGAAUCUUUCCUCCAUCCUACCGAAUCCCUGUUCGUGCCCUCCGCAAUGGUUGCUUUUGAAACGAUCCUGAUCAACAUCUCCCAGUAUGGUCUGGACAGAACAGGACAAUGGCUCACCAAUCUCAUGUUUGUUGUAUUCUGGGUUGAUAUUUUUCUUGCGAUUGCGACAUCGGUAGGAAUAUAUGUCAUGCUAUGGACCACGCAGACAUUUGCUAUCGCAGAGAUGACCCCAAUUUGGAUCUUCCCUGCCUAUCCAAUGUUGCUUGUUGGACCAUACGUAGGAAAUUUAUAUCCAUACCUCGAUCCGCUCCGCUCAGCUUUAGUGGUCGUUGCUGGGUUUACUGUUCAGGGGAUUGGAUAUCUCGUAUCAUUGACGGUAUAUUCUGCAUUUAUUUACCGGUUGAUGACACAUAAACUUCCGAGCUAUAAUAUUCGUCCUGGGAUGUUUAUCUCAAUUGGACCAAGUGCUUUUACGGCCGAGGCGCUGGUGAGUAUGGCCGCUGAUGCACAACAAUACAUAUAUACCGGAUAUAUGGGCGUGGAUUCAUCCGCCGUUGCUAUUGUGAGACUAUUAGCAAAUUUCGUGUCCCUCUGGUUUUGGGGGGCGGCGAUCUUUUUCUUUUUCAUUGCAACAUGUUCCCACGCAGCAGCUAUCGUCGGCCGAAAUCGAAUGACAUUUUCCAUGACCUGGUUUUCGUUCAUCUUCCCGAAUACUGCGCUUAUUAGUGCGACAUUUGCGAUUGGCAAAGCCUUCUCGUGCAAACCAAUACAAAUAAUUGGCUUGGUAUGGACCAUCAGCUUGGUUCUACUGUAUAUCUUUGUCUGUUUCAUGAUGGUUCGCGCAGUGAAGCUACGUCAUAUCUUGUGGGAGAUCAAAUCAUAA
Talaromyces proteolyticus is the source of this 1107-nucleotide messenger RNA. Its product is annotated as voltage-dependent anion channel. Gene Ontology annotation, cellular component: membrane. The coding region runs from base 1 to 1107 and encodes 368 amino acids. Gene Ontology annotation, molecular function: malate transmembrane transporter activity. Gene Ontology annotation, biological process: malate transmembrane transport. The record is from RefSeq and is a predicted model, not a curated record. The transcript is spliced from 4 exons. Lineage: Eukaryota; Fungi; Ascomycota; Eurotiomycetes; Eurotiales; Trichocomaceae.